Hibiscus syriacus is the source of this 587-nucleotide messenger RNA. RefSeq lists its product as uncharacterized. The transcript has a single exon. The record is from RefSeq and is a predicted model, not a curated record. The coding region runs from base 125 to 517 and encodes 130 amino acids. NCBI's taxonomy places the organism in Eukaryota, Viridiplantae, Streptophyta, Magnoliopsida, Malvales, Malvaceae.
UUGAAUCACUGGGCAAUUCCUCUAUAAAUACUUUGAUCUCCAUUAAUACAAAUUUAACAGAAUCUCUCUGAAUUCCAGAAGCCCUAAGUUUUCUGUCGACAACCCCUUUAAAUCAAGCAUUUCAAUGGCUACUAAUCUUCUCACCUUCCGUCCCGCCGGAAUCUACGCCGGUUCUGUUCCCGGCCAUGCAAAACAGGAUCUCGUUCGCCGUAAAAGUAGUGUUUCACCGCCUUCCUCAUCCAACUGGUGGAGCCCGCUUUUUGGAUUGUCAAACGAGCCCGAUUACUUUGGCUCCGAUGGAAAGACCGAGGUCGAAGAGAAAAGAGAAGUGGAAUCGAAAUCGGAAACAGCGCAAAAGCCGGCGAGAUCGAAGUUUUCCCGGGGAAGGUUCACGGAAGACAAGGCGAGGCAGCUCCGAAUGAUGACUACGAACACGGAGUCGUUUCACGACGCUAUGUACCAUUCAGCUAUCGCUUCUAGGCUCGCCUCCGAUUUCAAUGAUCGUUCCGAUCUAUGAUUCUCCGGCGAUUCGGGAGUAUUUUUUUCUUUUUAAAGAUUGGAAAUAUAAUAAAUAUUCUUUAUGUCAA